AUGUAUUCCAUCGCACCCUCUCCCACCCCCACACUUUUAUCAGACCCAGUGACCUCCACCCCACCCGACACUUCCGCUCCAUCAAUCUUCCGCUACAUCAUCGGUUUCCUCCUCAUCGGUGUCGCCUGGGGCUUCACAACCCCAUUCAUCCGAGCCGCCGCGCGAACCCACCAACCGCCCUCUCACCCCAUUCUCUCAUCCCCCGCGGUUACCAAAUCUUUCGUCAAAUCUAAGCUCUAUGGCGCCUUCUUCGGAGUCGUGGAUCUUUUGCGAAACCCCAGAUAUGCGAUUCCAUUGGUGAUCAAUUUGACGGGCAGUAUUUGGUUUUUCUUGUUAAUCGGCCAGGCUGAACUCUCCCUAACAGUCCCCAUCACAAAUUCUCUAGCGUUUCUCUUCACAGUAUUAGGAGAGUGGUGGGUGGAAAGAAAAGUAAUCAGUCGCGGUAAUUCCCCUCGUCCCUUUCCCUUACAUCCCUUCCCCAUCAAUACUGUUGAUCGGAAUACCUGGAUUGGUAUGAUCUUGUCGUUAUGUGGCAUUGCGCUCUGUGUCCAUAGUAAGACGGGAUGAGCCUUCCUUGGGAGGUUAUUUUUGGAUCACAUUCUCGGGAGCGGGGGAUCUGAUAUUCGAUAAAUGAUAUCGAGGAAGGGUCAUAUGGAAGAAGGAGUCGAUCAUGUGAGGUUUCUGGAAGAUGUAUACAUAUUUGAUUUUGCCGCCGUACGAGGCUGGUAUAUUCUCUUUGCUUACAAACUGAUGUAAAGAGCGUAGUAGGAUCCAUUAUAUUGGAUACUAGCAAGUUGGAUUAGGCAAAUGUCACUAAUGUCACAUAAAAC
Molecule: messenger RNA, 830 nt
Organism: Botrytis sinoallii
Lineage: Eukaryota; Fungi; Ascomycota; Leotiomycetes; Helotiales; Sclerotiniaceae
Exons: 3
Coding region: 1-567 (188 amino acids)
Source: RefSeq, a predicted model, not a curated record